Messenger RNA from Eleginops maclovinus (Patagonian blennie), 2534 nucleotides. It is a transcript of the gene slc2a2, whose product is annotated as solute carrier family 2 member 2. The record is from RefSeq and is a predicted model, not a curated record. Gene Ontology annotation, biological process: monosaccharide transmembrane transport. Gene Ontology annotation, molecular function: hexose transmembrane transporter activity. Bases 402 to 1928 code for a protein of 508 amino acids. NCBI's taxonomy places the organism in Eukaryota, Metazoa, Chordata, Actinopteri, Perciformes, Eleginopidae. Gene Ontology annotation, cellular component: brush border; membrane. The transcript has 12 exons.
GUGUCCAAAUGUCAAUAUUUCUACCAAAUGUGCUAUUUGGCAGUUGUUUUACUCUCCUUUAUUAUUUGAAAUAUGCUGUAUUAUUAUUAUUGUCCAUCAUUUACCAGUAUGAAACACCACAAUGCCUGAAACCAGUAUUUUCCAAAAAUAUAAUCCAGAUGGUCUCACUGUUUGAUCCCUUUGAUUAUCAUUGUAUUGCUUCCUUCCAAUAACAAUGUGUGUGUUUGUGUAUGGAGGAUUAUUUUUUGUAAGACUUUUCUCAGCACUGUAGAUCUGUGUGUGUGUGUAUCCAUACUGUAUGUGUGCAUGCAUGUGUUGGUCGAUUAGAGAGUGGACACAGCGUGAUUGAGCUUUUAGCUUUCAUUGAUCAUUACCAGCCUGGCUGACACUCUGGACCCAUCAUGGAGUCGGGAAAGCAGCUAACAGGUACAUUGGCCCUGGCUGUGUUCACUGCAGCUCUUGGGUCCCUGCAGUAUGGAUACAGUCUUGGAGUUAUUAAUGCACCCCAGAAGGUCAUUCAAAACUAUUAUGGCCGUUCUCUGGGGGUGUGGUCAGAGAGGACUGCUGUCCUGUCAGAAAACAGCACAGAGGAAGAAGAGUACUCAGGGGCGGGACAUCACCCUGCUGUGAUCAUUUAUUGGUCACUGUCGGUGGCAAUCUUCUCCAUCGGAGGCAUGUUAUCAUCCUUCCUGGUGGGAUAUGUGGGAGACCUGAGAGGGAGGAUAAAGGGCAUGUUGAUGGUGAAUGUUCUUGCAGUAGCAGCAGGGUUGCUGAUGGGUCUUUGCAAAAUUUGGAAACCUCACAUCAUGGUUAUCUCGGGCCGUGCUGUAAUGGGCUUUUACUGUGGGUUGACAUCUGGGCUAGUGCCUAUGUACAUUGGAGAGAUUGCACCUAAGGCUUACAGAGGGGCUCUUGGGACAUUACACCAGCUGGCUAUAGUCAUUGGCAUCCUAAUCAGCCAGGUAAUAGGCUUGGACUUUAUACUUGGUAAUGCUGUUAUGUGGCCCCUGAUGCUUGGUCUGUCUGGAGCUCCAGCAGUGUUACAAUCUUUACUGCUGCCCCUAUGCCCUGAGAGUCCACGGUACCUCUACAUUGUACAGGGCAAGGAGCAAGAAGCUCGAAAAAGUCUGCUUCGCCUGAAGGGAGAAUAUGAUCCAACUCCUGAUCUUGAAGAGAUGAGGAGAGAGAAAGAGGAGGCAGACAAGGAGCCAAGGGUCUCUAUCAUUUCUUUGAUCCGCUCGUCCAUGUACAGACAGCAGCUGAUUGUUGCCCUCAUGAUGCACCUCUCCCAACAGUUGUCUGGCAUCAAUGCGAUAUUUUAUUAUUCCACGGCUAUCUUCACUCGGGCAGGUGUUGGUCAGCCGGUCUAUGCAACCAUAGGAGUUGGGGUUAUCAACACAAUCUUCACUAUGGUGUCUGUUGCACUUGUGGACAAGGCUGGCAGGCGCACUCUGACUCUGGUUGGUCUGGGAGGGAUGUGCUGCUGUGCAGUUGCCAUGACAGUGGGGCUAAAAUUCCAGGGUGAUUACCCAUGGAUGAGUUACUUCAGCAUGACAGCUAUUUUCCUCUUUGUGAGUUUCUUUGAAAUUGGUCCUGGUCCGAUUCCAUGGUUCAUAGUUGCUGAACUGUUCAGUCAGGGACCCCGACCUGCAGCUAUCGCUCUGGCUGGCUGCUGCAACUGGACCAGCAACUUCAUCAUAGGCAUGACCUUUCAAUAUAUACAGGAGUGGUUAGGUCCUUAUGUGUUCAUCCUGUUUGCUGGGCUGCUGCUCGGCUUCACAGUGUUUAUUUAUCUCCGGGUCCCUGAGACCAAGGGCCAAAGUUUUGAAGAGAUUGCUGCUGUCUUCCAGAAGGGCCAGAAAAAGUUGGUACAGGGCCCCAGAGAUGCUACUGAACUGCAGGAGCUCAAAACAUCCACAGAUGCUUGAGACGACAGCGGUGUAUUAUUAUCGAUUUGUGUGUGUGCAAAAGUGUGUCUGUCUGUCAGUAUUUCAAAUGUCAAGCGUUUAUCCUUGUAGUACUUUACCAGUUGGGUUAUAAAGGAGUGAAUCACAGAAAUACUUUUUCAUUAUGUUAAUAUGAGAGCCAUACAACAACCAGCAGGGACUUACAAUAUUGUACAUGACUAUUGUUAAAGUGAAAGGGAUACUUGGAUUGUUGAACCGACAAUGACAUUGAUACCAACUUUUUGUUCCCCUUAGCUGUACUGUGCUCUAUAUCAACUGCAGAACUUAGUCCCGUUACCAAAUGUGGCCCAGCAUUAGACAAAGUAGGCAAAGUGAGCAAACAGCUGGUGAACAUGGAGGGGUAUUCAGCAGUAAAGAGACAGAUAUAGACCAAAGGAGCUAAAAGGAAAAUUAAUACUUGGCUCACAUUCAUCGACAGGCAAAAAAGGCAGCUGUUUUUUUACCGUAGUGAUUGGAGCUCCUUCUGCGGUUAAUCAUUCGGAUAUAUUUCAAAACUGUCCAAAAAUAUUGUGACCAGAAAUAAAGAGUAUUAUACUUACUGGCAUUAUGCUGAAUCAAGUAAUGGUA